GCACACUUCUUACGUUAUUUCCUUGCACCAUGUUGCUCCCUUGGUUCAUAACACCUGUACAUCUAGCUUUUGGCAGUUUUUGUAUUUGUCGAAGCCCAGCGCCACGCUAUAUUUGUCCUGGGGCAUUCUGAGAUAUAUGCCUUAGCAUGUGCGAGCAAGAACAGGCAUAGUACAAUUUAGCAUGAUUACUCAACAUAUACAUAUUAGAUUAAUACCAUGCAUAUAAUACCUAUUAAUAUGGAGGGGUGGGGGAAGUAUGUGUAUAUGUGACCAUAAUGCCUGGAGAGGCCUACCGAGAGUGCUUAAUCAGGGCAAACUGCAAAGAAUGAGGCAGGCAUUCCCCAAAAGUGGUGGUCCUUCCUAUAAUUAGAUUUACCCAGACAGUAACAAAACAGCUUCUAUAUUAUCUUACUGGUUAUCAAGAAGCCCAAAAAUACAGUUUCCCUUAAGCAAUUCAGCCCUGGACUCCAACCCAGACAACCAAGUCAAAUGUAGUGAGGAUUACUUAAAAUUGUUUUCACCAUAUAUAAAGAUCUACCAAUCCCAAGAGUUCGGACCCAUUACUCAGCAGGUCCAGCAACAUGUUUGAGGUGCCAUUGCCUCUGGAUCGAGAUGGGAUCCUCUUCCGGCUCCGCUUUACCACCCUGGCUGUCGGGACCGUGUGUUGCCCACUGUUUGGAUUCCUUUUCUGUGUGAUCUGGUCUCUGCUGUUCCACUUCCAGGAAACGACAGCUACUCACUGCGGUGUCCCCAAUUACCUCCCCUCCAUCAGCGCCGCGAUUGGCGGCGAGACCCCUCAGCGCUACGUGUGGCGUCUCUGCAUUGGCCUCCACUCCGCGCCCCGCUUCCUGGUGGCCAUCGCAUACUGGAACCAUUACCACAGCUGUCACUGCACGCACCCUCGCUACCUGCAGCUCUGCCGCAUUAACUUCGCCCUCAAUGUCCUCGAAAACGUCGCCCUCCUUUUGCUGACGUACGUGUCUUCCUCGGAAAACUAUGCAAUCCACGAAAAUUCCUUCAUCCUCUUUAUCACCUCAGCCCUGGGUCACAUGUUCCUGACUUGCAUUCUGUGGCGGAUGACUAAGAAACACACAGUAAGUCCCGAGGAGCGCAAGUCCUACAAGUGGAAGCUGCUGCUCUUUCUCUUCAACCUCGUCACGUUCUCCUUGGCUGUGUGUGUCUACUUCCACCACAACUGGUACUGCGAGGCUGGAGCCUAUACCAUCUUCGCUUUCCUGGAGUACCUGGUUGUCCUUUCCAACAUGGCUUUCCACAUGACCGCCUGGUGGGACUUUGGCAACAAAGAGCUGGUGGUCAGUUCCCAGCCAGAAGACAAACGUUUCUAGGGCGGCCUCGUUGCCCGUGCUGCUGCUGGCAUCUGGAGUCCUGCAGUUGGUGCGAGUGUUGGGGCCAGAUGAGCUCCUGGGAGCGACGCUGGGCAGGGAGGACCGUGAUGUGCUUUGAGAGGAAACCAAAAGCGCCCUUUGUUGAGACAUCGCCAGGACCUCCCUGUUCUUGUGCUGCUGCCGCCAGGAUCCUGUUAAAAACACCUCCAGAAAUACCGGAGAGUGCGGAUUGUAGGGGAGUGGGAUGAUUACGCACAAAUAAUACAGCAGCCUCUCCAUGGAUCUGUCAUUCCUGUCAAGUGCCAGGACAGGAGCAGUUAGUGGGAGCCGAGAGGGCAGGACCCAAGUGAGUCGAAUGGGUAAGAUGUUGGCCCGUGUGGCUAGGAAUCCUUCUUCUGCAAGGCCAACUGAUGCAGGGAUGGGAUCUUCUUUACUGCCCCGCCCAGCUCAGCACAGCACCUUUCCCACACCUGCUGCCUCACCAGGGCUCUUGCCGCAGCCCCAGACUCUGCACGGGUAAUAGUCGUGUGCUGAUCGACAGGGGAGAUUCCUUGCUGUGGCCCUGGGAUUGGAACAGGACUUCUCCAGAGGGAGGGUCUCUGCUGAACUCUUGAGCCCCACUUCCCUUUCCCGGUAUUCCCUUUCGAGCAAACAAGAUGGAGGGAAAGGCUGAGAAUACUGGAGGAAAACCCCUCUCAAGGCAUUCUGUGUUGCUUAUUCUCAGCACCUUGGAAUAACUUCCAGUUCCCCUUCACUCAGACAUCAACUUGAGGGCUCGCUGAAGAAUGACCUGGCCUCUUUUUCUGCAUUGCCUUGGGCUGGUUAGUCUUCCCUGUGUUUUCUCCCCCCUCCAGUCCAACAGGUCGGCUUUGUUCACCCUGCAAAAUCCUUGGCCAAGGCCUCCAGAGGUGCUGUGACAGAGUGCUGAGGCCCGACAGAUGGGCCAACACUCUGAUCGUUUCCUGUGUGACGGCUGAUUGAGGAGGUAGGGAGGAAUUAGCUAAUCAGGUGGGGAGGCGGGCUGAGAUAGGGAAUUCCUUGGAUAAAAGGCAGGGAGGCUGUGUUGGAGUAGCAGAAGGCGGGGCUGGCUGCGCCUAGAUUGAAGGAAAUCCCAAGGAAGAGAGAUCUGGUUUCCUCCUGGGGCCCUGCUGAACAAGGUCUGAAGGCAAGAGAGUCAUAGAGCUUGGGCAGGGUGUGUUGCAUUGGCCUGGUGUUGGUGGAGGGGACUUGAAUAAAUUAUACAGAGUGGACACUAAGAGAGCUUGAGCAAUUCCUGGGAUGGCCUAGGAUCGGGGGGGAUACGCCCCCAUCACAGGUGGGGCUAGUGACUGCGGGAGGAGGGACCUCAACCUUCAGUGGGCCAGAAGCCCAAAGUGCAGAGCAUCUGGCUUCUGAGAGAUGUUCCCCUUUAAGGCCUCUCAGGUUGAGCACCCAAAAAAGUAAGAUGUCCCCCCUGUCCCCUCCUGUCCCCCCCAUCCCCUCCAAUCACUAGUUCCUCUUAGAAAUCUUGCCCCUUGGCUCUUAGGAAGGGUCAGAGUGAGCAAGCGCUUGAGCUGGUCUGAGCUGCAGAGACCAUUGGGAUGUGGACUCCGGGUUGGGCCUCUCUCUUGGAGAUGCAGUGCCUCCAGCUGACCAGGCACAACCACAGAGGGUGAAGCCACAAGGGAGGAGCGAGGCCCAGGCCAGCCCAGCCUGACGGGUUUCUCUUGGGCCAUGCCUUCCAGCCUCCUCGACCACUCUCCCAGGACCGUCACUGGUCUCCUUGUGUACAGCUGGGUUCCAUCCUCGCCUGGGUCACUGCAGCUUGGCUGGGUGCUUGGCAAAGGAGCUGUAAUCCCAGGAUAUACAGGGCCGUAGUCACCCUGCUUCACUAGGGUAGCUGCACUGGCUCCUGAUUGACAUAGUACCAGCGAGGGGGAGCUGGAGGGGCACUGCUGUAGCUUCCUGGAUUUCGCGGAGGACAGGGUCUUAUUUUGGAGGGUUGGAAGCACAGCGCAUCACCCCCCCGGCACCUAUGAGAGACCACCCUUCGUGCGCAAGCCCUUGUCUUAUGAGACCACCCCAAAGUCUCUCCAGGUGGGUUGAGCAGAGCAGUGCUCCACCUCCAUUAGAGCGCACGCCUCCAGGCAGCGAUGGCUUUUCAUGAGGCUGUUGAGUGAUGCUACCAGGCAGGUUUCCACAUAGUUUGGGGAGAGAGGGCAGUCGCAGAUCCCUGGUCGUGUCCAUUUCAGUGCAGGUGCCCCAUGUACAGGCAAGCUCCAGCUGGGAGAUUCUGGUGGUUCCAUCUCUCCAGCUGCAUCGGACCCAGGCUCGGUGCCGGCGGCAAAGGCUGUGGGUAGCACUGCUCUGACUCCUUUGGCAGGUGUGAAUUUAGUGUGGCUGGAGUGAGAACCCCAGGGACCAGACACUCCUGCUUGCCCGAGCCGGGAUCUAUGCCAGGCAGUGCCAAGAGGCCUGCUCCAUCGCUCUGCCAACGUGCCUUGGCCCUGACCUGCAGGUGACCCCUCCGAGGAAGUUUGGGCUCUGGGCCUAGUCUCUGAAUAAGGGCGCGUUGUGUGGUGGAUUUUGUGGUGUGGGUACCUGCCCUUGGAGAUCUGCACAGAGCCCUACCAAAGAAUCAUUGGCUACUAGUGACAUUCAGUCCCAACCAACCUGGGCCUGGGCCAGACCCAGACCAGAGAGCAAGAGCUGUUAUGUACGAUAUAGAUAUUCCUACCAAUCUCAUCCCUGCAGUGUCUGAGCACCUAAAGGCCCUGUGUCCCGUAGCCUAGCCCUUUUCUGCCAGCCGCUGCCCUGAGCUGGAGUCCACCAUUGCUGCUUGGCUUCCUGGGUGCUGAUGGCCUGGUGCUGUCCAAAACAUAAGAACUCUGCACCCAACCUGAACAGACCCUGUGCUUUGGAUACAGAGCACCGGCUGGCCCUGCCGUCCCACCGCGGCAAAGCAGAAGAUUAAUCACCUGGUGAAUUAACCCCAAUGACCUUUGUGGCAGAAAUGUGUUGGAAUACCCGGGAGAAGGAUACAGAGAGAGUGGGCCGGGCUCGGAUCGAAGCCUGGUGAGGAUCGAAAGGCAGGGCAGGAAGCCUGCCUGUGUUGUGAAGGGGAGAGGAAGCCAGGGCUGGGAGCAGAAGUGGGAGGGGCAAGGGUGGUAUGGCUACCAAGUCAUUGACAUGGCAGCGUGUGGGGUGGGUGAGGGGUGAGCCCAGUGGGCAGACUCGCAGAGAUGACAGGAGCCUGCCCCAAGGGGGUUUGCCAGGGAGGUGGAUAAACCCAUCCCAGGAUGUCUGGCUGAGCAGAGCUAGCAGAGUGCUGCGUCAGGCACCACGUUCUUCUUAGUCCUAUGUGCCAAGACCCUUUGGCCAAAGCCAGAACAGAAUACAGCCAUUCAGUCAUCCAGUGGUAGCUGCCUCCUUGGAGCUCAGGGAGGGGACACAGCUGAUAAGUAACAGCAGAUGGGAAACUCUCCCUCUCCUUGUUAAUUCUCCUUUUUCUUUGGCGUGAAGUUGGGGGCGAGUGGAGUACGGAGAACAGGCCCCGUGGCAGGGUUACAGGGCAUCCGAAAUAGGGAAGGACCCUGGGUGAUGUGUCUGAAACCAGGCAGAGGCCAUCAUGGGCCCUCCCCAGCAGAACAUGUAGGAUGGUCUAGGAGCCAGCUGGGAAGGUCAGGAGAUGCUGGGUGCCUUCAGCUGGUGCUUUUUCUGCUCUUAGCACUGGUGGAACACAGCUCUGGUCCAUCAGACAGCCAGUACUGGUCUGUGCGGAAAGGCCAGGUUACCCUCUCACAGGUCUGAUGGGGCACCUACCUCUGCUCUCUGCCAAGCGCCCUUUCAGAUCCCUGCUGGGGAGAUCAGCUGCAACCUACAUGGUGACGCCUGGUCACUCAUCAAGGAGAAGUCACACACACACACACCCUUCCCGACCAGCACAGUGUUUGAGAGCAGCAAGCACAAGAUUAUCCAAGCAACAGUCCCGGGAGUGAACCUGCCUUGGGCUGCGAGGGCUCGGUGAGGUUGGGAUAAAGUCUGCUCGGUUCUUUGGCUUUAAUAGUGGCAAUCUCUCUUCCUGAUUUUCCUGGGCAUUUUGGAACUGCUGGUGCGGCCCUCUCUCGCCAGCCGCUGCUGCUUGCAAGUGGAAUCCGCCGUGCGCAUCAUCCGUUACUGUAUGCAAUUGUAUUCUGCUGGGGUGGGGAUCGCGCACACUCUGUGCCAUGAUACUGCCGGUUGUAUAUUUUCAUUGGUUUGGAGGAUGAAAUAAAAUGCUGAGUAUUUUUGUCAA
This is a messenger RNA of Gopherus evgoodei (Goodes thornscrub tortoise), 5619 nucleotides long. It is a transcript of the gene PGAP2, whose product is annotated as post-GPI attachment to proteins 2. The record is from RefSeq and is a predicted model, not a curated record. The transcript is spliced from 6 exons. Lineage: Eukaryota; Metazoa; Chordata; Testudines; Testudinidae. Gene Ontology annotation, cellular component: Golgi membrane; endoplasmic reticulum membrane. Gene Ontology annotation, biological process: GPI anchor biosynthetic process. The coding region runs from base 582 to 1346 and encodes 254 amino acids.